Impatiens glandulifera is the source of this 1246-nucleotide messenger RNA. Its product is annotated as protein PLANT CADMIUM RESISTANCE 6-like. The coding region runs from base 73 to 1050 and encodes 325 amino acids. NCBI's taxonomy places the organism in Eukaryota, Viridiplantae, Streptophyta, Magnoliopsida, Ericales, Balsaminaceae. The transcript has 4 exons. The record is from RefSeq and is a predicted model, not a curated record.
CAUACACAACUUAUCAAUCUCUCUUCCUAUUAAUCAACAAAUCGAACCAACUUUUUUCUUUAAGAUUCUAACAUGGGACGGAUCGAGUCUGCUGCUCCGCCUUCCCCUUACAACAAUGAUCAACAAAAUAACGCACCACCUCUAGUUAAUCAACCGGCAGCGCCGGCCUAUCCUUCGCUGCCGGUUGGUCAACCUGAGGCCUACCCUUCACCUCCGGUUAAUCAACCUGCGGCUUAUCCUCCACCUCCGGUUAAUCAACCGGAGACCUAUCCUCCACCGCAAGUUAAUCAACCGGAGGCCUAUCCUCCGGUUAAUAAACCGGAGGCGUACCCUCCGGUUAAUAAACCGGAGGCAUACCCUCCACAAGGCAACUACUAUCCACAAACUCCACCUCCAGCAUAUCCUUCGCCUUCUCCACCACCAGUACAGUUCCCUCCGACGCCGACUAAGGGACAAUUUGAGGCUAAUGAUCCCCCGCCGGUGCAAUAUCCACUACCUGAAGAGAAUACCCAACAACAGUACAAUCAAUAUCAACAACAGCAACAACAACCGCAGAUGAAUACUAAUUUUGCUCAAUUUAAUCAACAAAUUCCUGUGGCAAGUGGAAUUCCCAUUAAUGUACCAGCUUCAUAUAAUGAGGAAUGGACAUCUGGAUUGUUCGAUUGCAUGAACGAUCCAAUGAACGCUGUUGUCACAUUGUGCUUUCCCUGCCUCACUUUCGGACAAAUUGCAGAGAUCAUCGACAAUGGUCAAACUUCAUGUGCUACAAGUGGACUUAUUUAUGGUCUAGUAGGGGCUUUCAUUGGGAUACCCUGUAUUAUGUCAUGUUCAUAUCGAACUAAACUGAGGAACAAAUAUGGACUCAUAGAAAGUCCUGCACCCGAUUGGAUCACCCAUUUCCUAUGUGAACCAUGUGCACUUUGUCAAGCUUAUAGGGAGCUUGAACAAAGGGGACUCGACCCAUCUAUCGGAUGGAUUGGAAAUGUGGCGAGGCAACAACAACAAGCGGUUAUGAUGGUGCCAGCAACUCAGAAUAUGAACGGUUAUUGAUGCAUAUUUUCUACAAGUAUUGAAUUUGAAUGUUAUAUUUAUUAUGAGGUGACAAAUAAGUUGAGAAAAGAGAUAUUUCAAUCAUAGAGUUGUGUGAAAGAUAAUUGUUGAUCAAAUUGAUAGGGAUGUUGUAACUUGUAAUAACCCUUUAAGGGUAUUUCUUUUUAAUUGUUAUGUAAAAGUACUCUUACCAUAA